UGUACCUCUUACCUGUUUCAGGCAUUUGCCUGAUAAAACCACACUCAAAGAGACGGAAUAAAUAAAAAAAUCUUGGCGUUGAAUGGUUAUUAUCCAACAUGACACAAUAGCAAUAAAAAAGGAGACACUAAACAAUAAAUUGCAAGCUUGUAUUCACACCAUGCCUUACGCAGACAGCUAAUCACAACCACUGGGAAUAUGAAUUUAAGUGCCCACAAUUCUUCAUUAUAAAUGUCUCACAUCUCUUCUUUUUAGGUCUCUCUUUGUAUUGAUUUCUUCUUGGUAAAAACUCAGAUAUUUUGGGAUCUGGGUUUUAUCUGUUUUGUGAUUCUUGUUAAGUUCAUUCUAAAAAACCCAGAUACAUUUUUUUUGAUCCGUGUUACUGGAUUUUGUUUUGUCUUUUGUUGACGGUGCAGUGAUUCCGGAUUUUUGUUACUUGGUUUUACUUGUGUUUGUGUUUGCUAAUAUUAAUAUCAAAAGACAUGCUCUUUGUUGCGCUUGUGUCUGCUGUUUAGUCACUUUAAGUGGCUGUUUGUCCUUUUUUUUUCUUCUCGCGUUUGUUCAUCGACUCUGUCUCUCUCUAGAUCAUGUCCCUGUAGCGCUGUCUAGAUAAUUUCAUUGCAGAGUCGGAAACUUUUUGUGACUUCUGUUUCUGGGUUUUGCUUGAUUUGUAUCAUUUCUUUAGUUCAUUGAUUAAUGGAUCAUUCUUUACUCUCUGUUCUUUCCCUUCUAGUCUCUCUUUUUGUCUAUUCUUGUAUAUGCUCUCCUCUAGAAGAUCAACAAAGAGACAAAAUCACAUCUUUACCAGGGCAGCCAGUGAAUGUAGAGUUCAAUCAGUACUCAGGUUAUGUGACUGUGAACCAACAAGCUGGCAGGGCAUUGUUUUACUGGCUGGUUGAGGCACCAACGAGUCGUAGUCCUGAGUCCAGACCACUUGUUUUGUGGCUAAAUGGAGGCCCUGGUUGCUCCUCUGUUGCUUAUGGAGCAGCUGAGGAGAUUGGACCUUUUCGCAUCAGGCCUGAUGGCAAAACUCUUUACUUUAACCCGUACGCUUGGAAUAAGUUGGCAAAUUUGCUGUUCCUUGAAUCUCCAGCUGGUGUUGGUUUUUCAUAUUCAAAUACAUCAUCGGAUUUGUACACGGCUGGUGACCAGAGAACUGCCGAAGAUGCGUACACAUUUCUAGUCAAUUGGUUUGAAAGGUUUCCACAAUACAAAUAUAGAGAUUUCUACAUUGCUGGAGAAAGCUAUGCAGGUCACUAUGUACCUCAGUUGUCUCAAGUUGUUUAUCAAAAGAACAAGGGAAUUAAGAAUCCUGUAAUUAACUUCAAGGGAUUUUUGGUGGGAAAUGCAGUCACUGAUGAUUAUCAUGAUUAUGUUGGCACCUUUGAGUACUGGUGGACCCAUGGUUUAAUUUCUGAUUCCACCUAUCAAACUUUACGCGUCACCUGUGAUUUUGAAUCCUCUACGCACCCAUCAGUAGAAUGCAUCAAGGCUCUCAUGCUUGCAGAGUUGGAGCAAGGGAACAUUGAUCCAUACAGCAUUUUCACACAGCCUUGCAAUAACACUGCAGCAUUGAGGCACAAUCUAAGGGGUCAUUACCCAUGGAUGUCCAGAGCAUAUGAUCCCUGCACAGAAAGGUACUCUAAAGUGUACUUCAAUCACCCUGAAGUCCAGAAGGCACUCCAUGCAAAUGUAACUGGGAUCCCAUACCCAUGGAAAACAUGCAGUGAUAUUGUUGGAGACUACUGGGCAGAUUCUCCACUUUCCAUGCUUCCUAUAUAUAAAGAACUCAUUGCUGCAGGUCUAAGGAUAUGGGUCUACAGUGGAGAUACUGAUGCAGUGGUUCCUGUGACUGCAACUCGAUACUCCAUUGAUGCCUUAAAGCUACCAACUAUUAUCAAUUGGUAUCCUUGGUAUGACAACGGAAAGGUUGGCGGGUGGAGCCAAGUAUACAAAGGGCUGUCUUUCGUAACGGUAACCGGAGCAGGACACGAGGUUCCACUCCAUCGCCCUCGACAAGCAUUUAUUCUUUUCAGAUCAUUUUUGAAGAACAAAUCCAUGCCUGGCCAAAGCUUUUAGUCCUCCAUUCAUCAAUCUCCGGUGAAUAAACAAGUCAAAAUAAUAGAAUUGUUCAUAUACAGGGACCGGCAAAUGACAGAAUAAGAGAAGCAUUCCUCUCGAGUGCCCCUCCAUUCUUCCUUCAAGUGCAUCAUUUCUAUAUUUGAAGUUGUAGCCUAUUCAUAUGUAAGAAACUAUUCUUUAUAGUAACUCAAUUAUUUAAACUGUAAGUUUUGACCACAGCAUUGUACUCAUUUGCAAGAGAUUUAUAGGUAAUGGAGUUAAAACGUUUGUGCCCUAA
Molecule: messenger RNA, 2359 nt
Organism: Populus trichocarpa (black cottonwood)
Lineage: Eukaryota; Viridiplantae; Streptophyta; Magnoliopsida; Malpighiales; Salicaceae
Product: serine carboxypeptidase-like 27
Exons: 9
Coding region: 697-2079 (460 amino acids)
Biological process (GO): proteolysis
Cellular component (GO): vacuole
Molecular function (GO): serine-type carboxypeptidase activity
Source: RefSeq, a predicted model, not a curated record